AUGGGCUUAGACUGGAGCAGCGCCGAGGAGCGGGAGCCCCUCCUGCCGCCGCCGCCGCCGGCCGCGUUCCCCCCGCCGGCCGCGCGCCCCCCGCCGGCGCCGCUCCGGAGGCCUCCUCGGCCGGCCGGGCCGCCGCGCCUGGCUCCGGCGGCCGGGCGCGUGUCCGGGCGGCGCUGGCUGGUGCUGCUGCUGUUCUCGCUGCUGAGCUUCGCGCAGGGCCUGGUGUGGAACACGUGGGGCCCCAUCCAGAGCUCGGCCCGCCGCGCCUUCGCCUUCUCCGGCAUGGACAUCGCGCUGCUCGUCUUCUGGGGGCCCAUCGGCUUCGCGCCCUGCUUCGCCUUCAUGUGGCUCAUGGACAAGAAGGGCCUGAGAGUAACUGUGUUGUUAACAUCAUCCCUCAUGGUGUUAGGAGCUGGUCUGAGAUGUGUACCUGUGACAGACCAAACAACAAGGAAAUGGCUGAUUCAUGGAGGGCAACUGUUGAAUGGAUUGGCAGGCCCAACUGUAACAAGUGCUGCUCCAUUCCUCUCCACAACAUGGUUUUCACCAGAUGAGCGUGCCACUGCUACAGCUAUAGCUUCAUUGAUUAGUUACCUUGGUGGAGCCUUUUCCUUUUUAGUAGGACCCCUGGUGGUUCCAGGGCCGAAUGGGUCGUCAACACCUCCACUUGCUUCUGAGAGCAGCCCCGAGUAUAUCAAGGACCGCAUUGAGGCUGUGCUAUAUGCAGAAUUUGGCAUUGUGGCUUUGAUAUUCUCUGCAGCGCUAGCCUACUUCCCGUCACGUCCUCCGUUUCCUCCCAGUGUCGCUGCAGCUAGCCAGAGGCUCAGCUACAGAAGAAGUUUUUGUAGGUUACUAAGCAAUCCCAGGUUCCUUAUGAUUGCUCUAGCUUAUGCUAUACCAUUGGGUGUUUUCUCUGGUUGGUCUGGAGUUCUUGACUGGAUAUUAACCCCAGCUCAUGUGAGCCAGGUGGAUGCAGGUUGGAUUGGAUUCUGGUCCAUUUUAGGAGGCUGUGUUUUUGGCAUAGCAUUGGCAAGGUUUGCAGAUUUCAUCAGAGGAAUGCUGAAACUUAUACUUAUCCUCUUACUGUCAGGGGCAACUCUAGCUUCCAUCUGGUUCACUUUGACAUGUGUAACCACUGUCAUUCACCUGCCUUUAACUACAGCCACAUUGUACACAUCCUGCAUUUUGCUGGGCGUCUUCUUGAACAGCAGCGUACCUAUAUUCUUUGAACUUUUUGUGGAAACAGUCUACCCUGUUCCAGAAGGGAUCACCUGUGGCGUAGUCACUUUUCUAAGUAACAUCUUCAUGGGAGUCCUUUUGUUUUUUCUUACUUUUUACCAUGAAGAAUUCUCCUGGUUUAACUGGUGUCUCCCAGGAUCCUGCCUGCUAAGUCUUCUUCUCAUCCUUUGCUUCAGGGAAUCCUAUGAUAGACUUUAUCUUGAUGUUGUGGUCUCCGUUUGAUAGCACAAAACAGAGGAGCUCAAGAAGAGGAUGGAAUUCAGAAUGGUGCUCCGUACAU
Messenger RNA from Euleptes europaea (tarantolino), 1519 nucleotides. It is a transcript of the gene SLC49A4, whose product is annotated as solute carrier family 49 member 4. Gene Ontology annotation, molecular function: transmembrane transporter activity. The transcript has 9 exons. Gene Ontology annotation, biological process: transmembrane transport. The coding region runs from base 1 to 1461 and encodes 486 amino acids. Gene Ontology annotation, cellular component: membrane; intracellular membrane-bounded organelle. The record is from RefSeq and is a predicted model, not a curated record. Lineage: Eukaryota; Metazoa; Chordata; Lepidosauria; Squamata; Sphaerodactylidae.